Messenger RNA from Cyanistes caeruleus (blue tit), 2389 nucleotides. Its product is annotated as lysosomal acid lipase/cholesteryl ester hydrolase-like. Lineage: Eukaryota; Metazoa; Chordata; Aves; Passeriformes; Paridae. Gene Ontology annotation, biological process: lipid metabolic process. The record is from RefSeq and is a predicted model, not a curated record. Gene Ontology annotation, molecular function: hydrolase activity, acting on ester bonds.
CUGCCAGUGAAUCAGUCUGCUGGCGGAGACGGACCAGCGACCGUGGCAGAAGACAGAAGCAAGGCAGUCAAAGCAGAGCAAGGCUGAACCCUCUGGAGCAGUCCUUCCCUGACAAACAGUCCUCAGGAGCUGCUGUGACCCCAUCACUGUAGAGGCUUGUGUCUCAGUGCUGGACUUGGCAGAUAUUUAAUACAUCAAAAGUCACUUACAGGAUGGACAGAGGCCCCAAGAUGUGGUGCCUCCUCGUGCUGCUCUGCUCCCAAGGAAUUGCCUUUUCAGCAGGAUUCACGGCAGCCCCCACUGCAGGUGCUGACACAAACCGCUGCAAGAAGAGUCGCAACCCCGAAUGCUUCAUGAAUGUUAGUGAAAUUAUCAGAUAUCAUGGAUUUCCCAGUGAGGAAUAUGAAGUUACAACAGAGGAUGGAUACAUUCUUGCUCUUUACAGAAUUCCUGCUGGGAGGAAUGACCGAAGUUCAGGGCAAAGGCCUGCAGUGUUCCUGCAGCAUGCUUUCCUAGGAGAUGCUACUCACUGGAUUUCCAACCUGCCCAACAACAGCUUGGGCUUUGUGCUCGCAGAUGCCGGCUAUGACGUCUGGUUGGGAAACAGCAGAGGGAACACCUGGUCUUUAAAACACAAGACCCUUAAGCCUUGCCAGAAGGAGUUCUGGCAGUUCAGCUUCGAUGAAAUGGGUAAAUACGAUAUUCCUGCAGAGCUGAACUUCAUCAUGAAUAAAACUGGACAGAAGGAUGUUUACUAUGUUGGUCACUCUGAAGGGUCAACUGUAGGCUUCAUAGCAUUUUAUACAUACCCUGAGCUGGCUAAACGGGUGAAAAUCUUCUUUGCUCUGGGCCCAGUAACUGUGUGUUCACAUGCCACAAGCCCUCUGGUUAAGAUUACAAAUCUUCCUGAACCACUGCUCAGGUUAGCACUUGGCUGCAAAGGAGCUAUGCACCAGAUCGAAUUUCUGAAAGGACCCGUGACACAGCUCUGUACAAGCCUGGAUAAGUUUUGUGCCCAUGUUCUCUGUUACAUAGCUGGAGGCAGUAUAAAAAAUAUCAACACAAGUCGAAUAGAUACGUAUGUAGGACAUUCCCCAGCUGGAACAUCGGUACAGAACAUUCUUCAUUGGCGACAGCUAGUACAUACAGACCAGUUUCAAGCUUAUGACUAUGGCUCUAAGGAAAACAUGAAGAAAUACAACCAGACUGCUCCUCCUGUGUACAAGAUUGAGGACAUAAAGACACCAACUGCUGUUUGGAGUGGUGGACAGGACACAUUUGCAGAUCCAAAAGACAUGGCAAGGCUACUUCCUCGGAUUACUAAUCUCAUUUACCAUGAGCAUUUUCCUCCUUGGGGACAUCUUGAUUUCAUCUGGGGCCUUGAUGCAACAGAGAAAAUUUAUCUGAAAAUCAUUGAAUUAAUAAGAAAAUAUUAAUGAAACCAUGAGAAGAGUGUGGAUUGUAAAAACCUCCAAAACUUCUAUUUGGCAAUAAGGGUAUCAGGGGAAGAGGUAAACAUACAGGCACACAUAAUGGAUACAUCUAUAGGUAUUUAUUUGUUCUUAUUUAUUUAUUACUUUCCUCAUAAUUUGAGCUUUUCCAUGGUAUUACUGUGACUGCUGUCUUUCUGAGACGUCUGAAGUAUUUAAGAAUGAAAGCUGAAAACAUGAAUAUAUUUGAGUACAUACUGCAGUGAUCACUGAAUUUCAACAGUCUUUAUUUUUACAAGACUAAUUUUCCUACACCUGAAUUCAUGGUUGUUCUCAGAUAGAUCUUACCCAACUGAGGCAUUCUCAUACCCAAUUUUUGUCUUCCUAUGGAGAUCCAAAAUUGUGAUUUGAUCAUUUCUCUGUUGAAAUGAACAAUUUUGUUUAAAUUAAAUUAUUGCAACCCUUGACAGAGAAGCAGUCUUCUAUUUUCCCUCUUCAAAUAACCCUUUAAUGUCAACAGAACCAAGAGAUCUUCAAACACAAGAAACUGAGCAGAUAAUAGAUGACUACAAAUCAUCAAGGAAUCCAACCUCAAAAAAAAAUCAGAGAAGUAUUCCUUUGUCCUCCAUGCCUAAAAAUCACCCAAAUGUUUGUUCACACACCCUGAACCCCUCACAGUUUCAAAGACCACAGAUGGCAGCUGUGGAAUAAGGAGAUGCAGACCCAUCCAGGAAGGUGCACCACAGGCAAUACAGCUUCCACCCUAUGAAUUAUCCUUCACACUGGCAAUGAAGCUGUUGCAAGCACUCUGAGCUGUCAGCAUUCACUUUUACACAGCUCUGUGUCUGAGCCAUUCUUCAUUCAAGCAGUUCCUAAAACAUGGGAAAGCAGUUGGAUGUUUUCCCUUUCCAGCCCUUUGCCAUAAGAGAUGUUGUCCCCAUAAUCCACAGCAAGUGCCU